AUGUCUCCGAGGCAUCAAGCGUCUGUUCAGAAGCGCAAAGCGGUCGUCAUUUCUUGCGAGUUCGGUAUUGCGGAGAGUCGGCGAAACGAGCCUUUGGCCAUCUGCGUCGUUGACUGCCUCACCGGCGACACGCUGGUCUCUUCGCUCGUUGCCGUCACGCAGCCAAUGUUCAACUGGCGCAAGGAUAUCCAUGGCAUUGGCUUGCAACAAAUGACGGCCGCAAUCAAAAGCAGUCAAGCACUUAUGGGGUGGCGAGCCGCACGAGAUAAAUUGUUCGAGUACAUCGACGAGGAGACGGUUUUGGUCGGAUAUGGCAUUCGGCUUCCUUUGGAGCUCUUCAGGCUUUACCACACGAAGGUUGUCGAUGCUCAAGUUCUCGUCACGGCUGCUGUAUUCCCAGACGGCGUGCCCCUUCUGGAGAAAGGAAGAUAUAAAUCGCGGCUGCCCCAUGUUUGCAGUGAAUUUAUUGGGAUCACUCUCCGACAGGGCCUUCAUUGGGAGGCUGGGAUUCACGAUCGGCUGGAAAAUGCGCUGGCAGCUAGGGAGAUUGCUCUGCAGUGUAUACAAAGACCUGCGGAAUUGGAAGCUUGGGCGCAGCGCAAGAGAAGCGAGUUUUGGGCA
This is a messenger RNA of Trichoderma reesei QM6a, 621 nucleotides long. RefSeq lists its product as uncharacterized. NCBI's taxonomy places the organism in Eukaryota, Fungi, Ascomycota, Sordariomycetes, Hypocreales, Hypocreaceae. Gene Ontology annotation, molecular function: exonuclease activity; nucleic acid binding. The record is from RefSeq and is a predicted model, not a curated record. The transcript has a single exon. Gene Ontology annotation, biological process: rRNA processing; ribosomal large subunit assembly. The annotation marks the transcript as partial. Gene Ontology annotation, cellular component: nucleus.